AUGGCGUUACUCUCCUCGUCCAGCCCUCGUCUGCUUCUCCGGUCCUUCCCGGCUCUCGCCCGUCCACCCCGUGCCGCCUACCAUGAUUACAUUCGCAUCCUCACCCCAGGCGGUGGGACUGUGCGCCUUCCCCUCAACAACCCCCAUUUCGUGGGCACCGCGUCUUCGAGAGGUGAACGAAGACAACAAGAGGACUUCUAUGCGUACGCCGGUCUUUCGCUCGACCCUGCAGAGCUAGCGCUCAGCUUCAAGAAGAUGCAUGGCAUCGACUGGGAUCCCACCUCCCUCCCUCCGGCCCUGGCCCGGCAGGUUAUGUUCGUUGGCAUCUACGACGGCCAUGGAGGAUCCACCGUCUCCCAGUUCCUCCGUCAAGAGCUGCACGGACUCUUCGAAAAUGUGAACCAGUCCAGGUUCAGGAAGCUGGGAGGGUACUUCAGGCGUUUCACCGGCGGCGCGCUGUCGUCCUGGGUCGACAAAAUGUUGUCGGAGGAGAGGGAGGCCAAAGAAUGCGGUGCAACGGCGUCUAUCGUCCUCCUCAAAUCCCUGGACAACUCCGGCUUCUUCCAAGCCAGCCAGGUAGCACUCACCGUUGCUCACGUCGGUGAUACUCGGGUAUUACUCACCUCCACCGAAGCCGGGCGAGUGACGCCCAUGACCGAGAACCACCACGCAGACGCCCGAGUCGAGUCCAUUCGCCUCCGUCGCAUGAUGGGCGGCCUCACCACCGACUCUUUCGGCGAGAUUCGCUGGAUGGGGGUGCUCGCGAACACCCGCUGCCUCGGAGACCUGAAAUUCAAACCCUACGGCGUCACCCCUGAGCCAGAAGUGCGCAGCAUGGUCUUAGAGGGCCCCAAGUGGUCCCACAUCACGCUCAUCUCUGACGGUGUGUCGUCCGUCGUGUCCGACGAGGAGGUCUCCGACCUGGCGCGAGGCGCACUGUCCCCGAAGCACGCAGCGGAGCGUAUCCUCUCAUAUGCAGAGGAUAUGGGCUCCGACGACAACAUGACCGCCAUCGUUGUCCCACUGGCGGGCUGGGGCAAGAUCACAGGGCCAGACCGCACGAAGGAGCUUCGCGACUACCGCGUCAAGGGCAUGCAAGGAAGCGAACGGCAGCGUGGGCGGUGGAUGUAA
Molecule: messenger RNA, 1131 nt
Organism: Epithele typhae
Lineage: Eukaryota; Fungi; Basidiomycota; Agaricomycetes; Polyporales; Epitheliaceae
Product: protein serine/threonine phosphatase 2C
Exons: 7
Coding region: 1-1131 (376 amino acids)
Biological process (GO): protein dephosphorylation
Molecular function (GO): cation binding; protein serine/threonine phosphatase activity
Source: RefSeq, a predicted model, not a curated record